GUUGAUGAGCGGGGCAAUCUGAUCAAUGAAGCAAAUUAUCUGAACGGCUUCCUAAAGCGAUACAACAAGGUUUUGCUAGACAAGACAACGGUGCAGAGGGAGGGCACGAGGGUGGGUUUUGAAAAUGCGCAGCUACAGAUGGUGCUGAAGCAGUACCUUGAUGGCACCUCUGUCAACGACGACGUCAUAAAUGACCCCAGGAACCCACUACUUGUAGUCAACUCUAAGUUGCAAGUCUACUUGGCUGCAGAAAUUCAGGAGCGUGAGCGAAUUCUCCAGCAUAGCCGGCAAUUCGGAAGGCUUGUGCUGCCAGCAAUCACAUCCCCAACCACGGAGAUUAAGCAGUCAAAGUAUAUCAUCGACUACAUGCAGAGCAAGACAACAACUCACAUAGUUACUCAGAAAAGUUCUUGACCCCUCUCUCUCUCUCUCUCUCUCUCUCUCUCUCUCUCUCUCUCUCUCUCUCUCUCUCUCUCUCUCUCUCUCUCUCUCUCUCUCUCUCU
Molecule: messenger RNA, 503 nt
Organism: Chara braunii
Lineage: Eukaryota; Viridiplantae; Streptophyta; Charophyceae; Charales; Characeae
Source: the annotation of a GenBank genome assembly